UUAAAAACAGACUUUGUUUAUCUUGUGGGCUGUUCGAUGAAAUGCUCUCCGUCUAGUUAACCUGCCUCCUUCUCCCUGUCGUUAUUUCCUUUUUUAUUAUUAUUUGCUCUCCCCAGCCCCGGACGCCGAGAAGAUUGUUGCAUCUCGCUCCUUUCACUGAAUCUUUUCUCGUCUCUUUGUAAUUUCACCUUUCCUUUUUUUUUUUUUUGUUCUCCUCAGCUGAGACCCUGCAGCACGAACAACAACAACAAAAACAUUUGAACAUUUCUCCCUCUUUUUGGUGCUACUUAUCAAAACGACCUAGAAUAAGCGUUUUUUCUUUUUGCUACAUUUGUUUACUGAGGGGGUAUCUGUUGCAGUUGAAGGCAGCUCGACAGGAGGAGAUUUUUAUUUUUUAACCGAGCCAUGGCGACCGAAGUGGAUACGUGGUCCUCCGCUCCCAAGGCCGACGGGAUGUUUUCCCUGGAGAACAACAUGGCGGAGGCCCCCCAUCCCUACAGCGACGACGAAGACGGCCUGAACGAGGCCGAGGUGAAUGGCAACUGGACGCCCCAGGAGAAGGCGCUCCACGAGGCGCGUCUCAAAGCCAAAGCCAAGCGCCGUCUGCGCAAAUCCUCGUCCCGCAACUCCACCAGCGAGUCCUUCUCCGAGUCGGGAGAUGUGGCGGGAGGCGACCCACACAGCCCGAAGGGCAAAGUCAACACCAACGACCGCAAGUCAAGGACGGGAAAAGGCAGAGGCCUGCCAAAAAAAGGUGGUGCAGGCGGUAAAGGAGUUUGGGGCGCUGCUGGGAUGGUUUAUGAAGACGAAGAACCUGAUGUACGGGACCCAAACUAUGACGAAUCUUCCCAGGGGGACACGGUUUACGCAACAGUCGUGCCAGAGGUAGACGAGAGGGAACUAGAAAAAAUGGUCAACCCAAUUGUACAGGAGUACUUUGAACAUGGAGACACAAAAGAGGUCCAGAUGCUGCUGAAGGGGCUCAACCUGGGCCCACACAAGUACGAGUUCUCCUCUUUUGCCGUGUCUCUGUCCCUCGAAGGCAAGGCCAGCCACAGAGAACUGACCUCCCGCCUCCUGUCUGAUCUGUCGGGCAAGUUGCUGUCACAAAGUGACAUGGCCCGGGCUUUUGACAAGAUGCUCAAAGAGCUGCCAGACCUCAUCUUGGACACACCAGAGGCUCCACAGAUGUUGGGUCAGUUCAUUGCCAGAGCCAUAGCCGACCACGUCCUCCCCAUGUCGUUCCUGGACUGUUACAAGGGCAAAGUGGACUGUGAGCAUGCCAGAGUGGCUUUAGACCGUGCCGCAGUUCUGCUCACCAUGAAGAGGAAGAUGGUUCGUCUGGAUAACGUGUGGGGUGUUGGUGGAGGCCUGAGACCUGUCAAACAUCUCGUCAAAGAGAUGAACCUUCUGCUCAAGGAGUACCUGAUAUCAGGAGAUGUGUCGGAGGCAGAGCACUGUCUGCGGGACCUGGAAGUCCCUCACUUCCACCAUGAGCUGGUCUAUGAGGCUGUAGUGAUGGUGCUGGAGUCGAAGGGGGACACUGCCAGUCACAUGAUGAUGAAGCUGCUGCAGUCCUUCUGGAAAACAGGCCUCAUCACUGUGGACCAGAUGAACAGGGGUUUCCAGCGUGUCUAUGAUGAGCUCCCAGAGAUCAGCCUCGAUGUGCCACAUGCCCACUCCAUCAUGGAGGCCUUUGUGGACCUCUGCUACCAGGAGUCUGUCAUCACCAAACAGCUGAGAGAUGCCUGUCCCUCCAGAGGGCGGAAGCGCUUUGUAAGUGAAGGAGACGGAGGGUUGAUCAAGAACUAAUCCACAAGAGGAAGAGCAUCACGAGAAGGAGGAGGAGGAGGAGGUGUCCACCGGUUCUCGGACCCUGUUUCUGCUUCAGCAUGUCUCCCUGAAACUGGACAUGCCCGCAGUCUAAAGUUUCCUUGUCCCUCUCCUGAUAAUGUUGUCAUCACACAAACCAGCGUUGACGUUCGGUGAAAGCAAACUGAGGAGUGACCUCGGCGUUCAGUUACCUUCAUCCUGUUAGUCACUGUCUUUGACAAUUGUUUUAUUUGUUUUUUUUGAAGAAGAAGAUAUUGUGUAUUUCUGGGGUUGAUGCGACCCCCUUGCCUCAGUCUUUGCAACCUGUUUGUCGAGAUUAUUUCAGAAAGUCAGAGUGGCAGAAAGACAAGUGGACAGGAUGAGUUUUGUGGGGGAUAAAUUGUUUAAUUUUUUUUUGUCUCUUGCUUUGUUUCGCCUGUUUACAUGUCUCUGUCUUCUUUGGGCAAAAAGCACUUAAAUGACGGAGCAUCCUCUACACUCAGUGAGCACUUAACAAUGUAGCUCGACAAUAAGGAUCUAAACCGCUUUAUCUUCCGCUGCAAACAAUUUGAUCCAUGCCUUGUAACUUUCAAUUCAAGUGGUUCAAUUGAUACUUGAUAAAUGGCGCUUUUUUUUUUUCUUUGAAUAUUGGUCACUCAUGCCAAUUGUUUACUUUGUAAAGCAGCAGCAGUCAAGGUGUUAGGGCACUGUUUGGGUGUUUGUUUGGGAUUUGCAUUAGGGCCAGCAUUCUUGGGGAGCCAUUUCUAAAAAAAAUCUAAAUAAAUUAAGAGGGUUUGUGUAUAAUGGUAAUCAAACAAGCAAUAUUUUGAACACUCUUGUGAAUGUGUCUGCACAUGGUCAGCAGUUUGAUUUCUGGACAUGAAGCCAAACCUGCUGUAGAGAGCUUCUGGAAAUUGUUAUCUGCUUGUGAAAAGGCAACCUCCGUUUCUCUUGGAAGACAGUUUGUUAUUCUGCUCCAGUGUAACAGUUUUACAUGUUGACCAAAGUUAUGAUAAAUAUAUUUCAUUCAUUAAAAAGGCAACAAAUUCAA
Messenger RNA from Mugil cephalus (flathead mullet), 2863 nucleotides. RefSeq names its product programmed cell death 4a (gene pdcd4a). Gene Ontology annotation, cellular component: cytosol; nucleus. NCBI's taxonomy places the organism in Eukaryota, Metazoa, Chordata, Actinopteri, Mugiliformes, Mugilidae. Gene Ontology annotation, biological process: negative regulation of DNA-templated transcription. The transcript has 11 exons. Bases 406 to 1812 code for a protein of 468 amino acids. The record is from RefSeq and is a predicted model, not a curated record.